Molecule: messenger RNA, 1928 nt
Organism: Gambusia affinis (western mosquitofish)
Lineage: Eukaryota; Metazoa; Chordata; Actinopteri; Cyprinodontiformes; Poeciliidae
Product: GTPase IMAP family member 9-like
Exons: 3
Coding region: 147-1127 (326 amino acids)
Molecular function (GO): GTP binding
Source: RefSeq, a predicted model, not a curated record
GGUAUUACGUGGAAUGUUAAGUUUCAGUUUUGCUUUCACGAUGUAGCAGCGUGUCUAGUGAAACAGGUUUUCAUGUCUCUUUGUUUUAGUUUGGGACAUUUCAGAGGUCCGAAGCCACUGAAGCCUGUUGUGAAGCUGGUGAUCCUAUGAUGUUGGCCCAGAAGACUUGGAGCCGAGUUUGGCGCCACCUUCUGGUGAUCGCGUUGUGUGAACUCAUGACACACUGUCAAUCUCACAGCACAGGCUCUUCAAAGCAGCGGACUCUCUUUUUGGUUGGAAAAACUGGCUCUGGAAAGAGCGCAUCAGGAAACACCAUCUUGGGUCGCUCUGUGUUUAGAGAAGACGCCUCGGCUGAGUCGGUGACAAAAACCUGUGAGAGACGAGAGCCACUGGAAGGAGACAGAAACAUCGUGGUGAUCGACUCUCCUGGAAUAUUUGACACACAUAAAACACAAGUCCAACUCAAAGAAGACAUUGAGCAGUGUGUUAAGCUGUCGGUUCCUGGGCCUCAUGCUUUUCUGUUAGUGAUAAACUUAAAGUCCAGAUUCACAAAAGAGGAAAAGGACACUGUGAAGUGGAUCCAGGAUAAUUUUGGCUCUGCUGCUGCUACUUUCACCAUAGUCCUGUUCACUCAUGCUGAUGUGUUGAGAGGUAAAUCUGUUGAGGACUUUGUGGCAGAAAGCAAACACCUACAAACUCUAAUACAGCAGUGUGGAGGAAGAUACCACUCGUUAGUCAAUGGGCUGAGUUCAGACAGAAAACAGGUCACAGAACUUCUGGAUAAAAUAGAUGAAAUGGUUCAAAUAAAUGGGGGAGACCAUUACACCAAUAGUAUGUACAAAAAAGCCCAGAGGGAACUGGAGGAGGAAGAGGAAAGAGCAUGGUGGGAGGAAUACGAAAGAACAAAAAAGACAGAGAGGAAAAGAUGUAAAUCUAAGUGUGAAGAAUAUAAACAGGAGGCUAGAAAGCAGAUGGAGAGAAAGGAAAAACUUCGUUUAUGGUGUAGAGUAUUAAAAAUGGUUUCCAAAGGAAUGAAGUCUGCUAAGCAUAACUACUUUGCAGCAAUGGGAAAGGUUGUUGGUUUUGUCGUUGAAGACUGUGAACUUUUUGAGUAUGUGUUUCCUUAAAUCAGUGGGAAAUGUGACAAAAUGAACCAACUCGCGCACAGUUUAUGCUUUCUGCAGACACUUAUUUACAUUUAAUGUGUCCAACAGCUUAGUAACAGGUCUGACAAAUAUCUGAUUGACGGAAUGAAAACCGUUUUGAUGUAAAGAUGUUUUAUUUAAGUCUGUUACGGUACUUUUUCAUCUGACAAGUCUAAUUGUGACCUUUUGCUGUUGCCUCCAUGAGUAACACAGUGUCAAUGUCAAACUUCUUUAUGAAGCACAUUUAAAACAGCUACUGCUGCACAAGGUGCAACUAAGGAUAAGUAAAAUACACGACAAUGAUACAAUCACAGAUCAAAAGAUAAAGAUAAAACAUUGCUUGUGUGAAAUUGAGAAUUACAUCUGUUUAACAAUUUCCCAACCUCAAAAUGAAAAUAUGCCAUUUAUAAUGACUGUAAUUAAGUGCAAAUAGUAAAAAUUGCGUAACUACUCUUUAUAUUUUCUUCACUUUAUCAUUUAAAGAUUAUUGGAGGAUGAGGCCAUCAAGUGGUUUUAAUUUAACUUUCUGUUCAGAAUAACUUGCUUGCUGUCAGAAUGUUACUUAGAACAUUCUGUAUCAAGAUUAAAGUUGUAAAAUUCGUUCUACUUUAACUUUAUUCUUUGUUUUGUUUGAAGGCUUUGUUUCUUUUACAUUUUAUUCGUUUAAUCAGAAAUUUGCAUGGGAUGGUUGCUUUGUUUUGAAAGGUUUGAAAUGAUUUGUAUAAUUUUGCUGGAUUUGGUGUAAUACCAACCUCUGUUUAAAUAAAUGCUCAUUGAAACACA